AUACCUCCGAGAGGACACUGGUCUUGCGAGUAAGUGCCAUGGACCCAGACUUAGGAAGUAAUCAAGAAGUGAUGUAUGAAAUUGAUAGUUUUGUUCCUCCCUCUGCCUCGGAUCUGUUCAGUAUCGAUGCCAGAACCGGGGAGAUCAGACUGACGGGCGCCCUGGACUUUGAGGCAGUUGCUCUCUAUGACCUGCACAUAAAGGCGACAGACAAGGGGACGCCGCCGCUGUCGGGCCACUGCAAGGUGGUGUUGGAGGUGGUGGACGUGAACGACAACGCGCCCGAGGUGCGGGUGACGUCGCUGUCGGUGCCGGUGCCCGAGGACGCAUCGGUGGGGACGGUGGUGGGCGUGCUGAGCGUGUGGGACCGGGACUCGGGGGCGAACGGGCGCGUGUCGUGCGCGGGCGUGUUGGUGCUGGCGGUGGUGCUGUACGGGGCGUCGCGGUGUGCGGCGCGGGCGGGCGUGGUGUCGGGGCCCGGUGCGGCGACGCUGGUGUGCGCCAGCGAAGUGGGGAGCUGGUCGUACUCGCAGCGCCAGAGCCGGAGCCUGUGCGUGGCGGAGGGCGCGGGCAAGAGCGACCUGAUGGUUUUCAGCCCCAACUUCCCGCCGCCGCCGCCGCCCGGCCCCGCGGCGAAGGAGACGCAGCCGGCGCCGCCCGCUCUGCUGGACACGGGAAAUGCUACGAAGGGAAAUCGCGGAGGAUGUGGGCCGAACGGGAGGAGCCACGGCCCGUUUUCUUUCAAGCGGAGCAGCGAGAGGAGCCCGCGAGGGACGCCAGAUGUCGCUGUUGGCCGCGGAGGCGCCGUGAACCUGCGGCUCUCCUACACACUCAGCCCCAGCGAGCACUUCGCUCUGGAUGUUACAUCCUUGCUGGAACACAAGAAAUCUGUAUUCCUGGUGCUGACGAAACCCCUGGACCGGGAGACGCUUCCCGUGCACCGCCUGGUGGUGACGGCGAGUGACGGGGGCCGGCCGUCCCUGUCGGGCACGAUGGAGCUGGUGAUCUCGGUGCUGGAUGCGAAUGACAACGCGCCCCAGUUCAACCAGUCGGUGUAUAAAGUGCAGCUGCCGGAGAGCGCUGCAGAGGGGACGCUGGUGGUGCGGGUGAACGCCACGGAUCCGGACGAGGGUCUCAAUAGCGAAAUGACGUUCAGUGUAAGAAAUACUUUUCCCUCUAAAGGAUCAAACCUGUUCAGCUUAAAUCCGAAGACGGGCGAGAUCCGUCUGACGGGCGCCUUGGACUUCGAAGACGUCCGUUCAUACGAGAUCCAAAUCGAGGCGGAGAGCGGGCGGCUGUGGGCGCUGCGGGCGCUGGACUACGAGGAGGUGCAGGUGCUGGAGUUCGAGGUGCGUGCGGUGGACGCGGGGGAGCCGGCGCUGUGCGGCAACGCGACGGUGCAGCUGUUCGUGGUGGACGAGAACGACAACGCGCGGGCGCUGCUGCCGGCGGCGGGCGGCGGCGCGUGGGGCUCGGCGGCGUGGGAGGCCGUGUUGGUGCUGGCGGUGGUGCUGUACGGGGCGUCGCGGUGUGCGGCGCGGGCGGGCGUGGUGUCGGGGCCCGGUGCGGCGACGCUGGUGUGCGCCAGCGAAGUGGGGAGCUGGUCGUACUCGCAGCGCCAGAGCCGGAGCCUGUGCGUGGCGGAGGGCGCGGGCAAGAGCGACCUGAUGGUUUUCAGCCCCAACUUCCCGCCGCCGCCCGGCCCCACAGUAGAAAACGGUUCUGUUGGGAAGGGACAGUCUGUGUCUCCGGUUUCUUCAGGCGGGGGGGGUUUUGGUGCAAUUCUGGAUUAUGUUCCUGCCGUGCCGGUCUGCGGGGAGCUGAGCAGGGGAGGAAGAAUGCGGGUCUAUUUAAUGGUCUUCUGCCUUAUUUGCUGCACCGCGGACGGGCAAGUUGUGUAUUCGAUCGCCGAGGGAACGGAGCGUGGAGCGUCUGUCGGGAACAUAGCAAAGGAUUUAGGAAUAGAUGCAGCUUCGCUUUCAGCUCGGAAAUUUCGCAUGAUCACUGGUUCAAGUAAGCAAUAUUUUAAUAUAAAUGCAAGCACGGGGGCUCUGUCUGUUAAUGAGCCCAUAGACAGAGAGCAGCUCUGUGAAUUGAAGUCUGCCUGUCUUCUGAAUUAUGAACUCGUGUUAGAAAAUCCUCUAGAGCUGUAUAGGAUGGAAUUUAAAGUCUUGGACAUAAAUGACAACUCUCCCAGCUUUCCCUUAAGUGAAUAUCAUAUAAAUGUGCCUGAAUUUUUGUCACCCGGGGCACGGUUUGCACUCCCCAAUGCCCAAGACCUUGAUGAAGGUGCCAACAGUGUCCAGAAUUAUACUCUGAGCCCUGAUGAACAUUUCCAUUUGGAAAUGCAGACGCGUGGGGACGGGAGUAAAUAUCCUGAAUUGGUGCUGAAGAAAGCCUUAGACAGGGAGCAGCAAGCCACUCACAAACUUGUCCUUACAGCCAAAGAUGGUGGGAACCCUCCAAAGUCCGGUGAUGUCCCGGUCAUUGUGACUGUGCUGGAUACUAAUGACAAUGCACCAGAAUUUGAGCACUCGGUCUACAGGGCGAGUAUCUUGGAAAACUCCCCCAGUGGCACUUUGGUUGUGCAAGUGCAUGCCACGGACUUGGAUGAAGGUCCAAACGGAGAGAUCAGGUAUUCAUUUAGCAAUACUACUUCUGCUGAGCUGCAGCGAAUGUUCUUAAUUCACCCACACACUGGGGAGGUGACAGUCAACGGCGUUUUAGCUGUUCAGAGACCUCUCCUCGAGAUGCUUAUUGAGGCAAGGGAUAACGGGGCAUUUGGCAUGUCCAGCACUGCUAAGCUGCUGGUGGAAAUCACUGAUGUGAACAAUCAUGGCCCAGAGAUAACAAUUACAUCCCUUUCCAGUCCCAUACCUGAGGAUGCUGUUCCUGGCACAGUGAUAGCUCUGCUGAGUAUAAUUGAUAAGGACCCUGGGGAGAACGGGAAGGUAAACUGCACUAUCCCUGAUAACCUUCCCUUCCAGUUAAAGCCUUCCCUGGAAAACUACUACAGCCUGGUCACCAGUGGGCUUCUGGACCGAGAGCUGAUCAGCGAGUACAACAUCACCAUUACUGCCACAGACUUGGGCUCUCCACCCAUCACCACUCAGAAGACCCUCUGGGUGCAAAUUUCUGAUGUGAAUGAUAAUGCCCCUGUCUUCAGUGCUGACACACUUGAUGUGUUUGUGGAGGAGAACAAUCCACUCGGUGCUUUUCUUUACCAGGUCUCGGCAUCUGACCCUGAUAUGGGGGAGAACGGACGGGUCUCUUACGUGCUCAGGAAUUCCACAGUUGCAGGCAGUGCCCUGGCCAGCUUUUUGUCUGUGAGCUUGGCCAAUGGGAGCAUCUAUGCAACACGUGCCUUUGAUUUUGAGCAGCUUAGGAGCUUCCAUUUCCAAGUGGAAGCCAAGGACAACGGGUCACCAGCCUUGAGUGCUGCCGUAACAGUGAAUGUUUACAUCUCAGACCAGAAUGAUAAUGCCCCAGCCAUCCUGUACCCCACCAACCAGAAUGGCUCGGUAGCUGUGGAGGUUGUGCCCCGCCUGGCUGAUGAGGACUAUCUGGUGACCAAAGUGGUGGCGGACGACGAGGACAAUGCACAGAAUGCCUGGCUCUCCUAUCACCUGGCCCAUUCCUCCGACUCCAGCCUGUUCCGCUUGGCGCCGCACUCCGGUGAGCUGCGCACCACGCGCUCCAUGCGCUCCACUGACUUCCUCAAGCACAAGGUGGUUGUGGUGGUGCAGGACCACGGGGACCCGCCACUCUCCUCUACUGUGACGGUGGGCAUCCUGCUGGCUGACACCCUGCCCCAGGUGCUGCCAGACUUUGACGACAGUGGGGAGCCACCACCACUGCUCAACGCUACGAAUAUCUACUUGAUCAUUUCUCUUGCCUGUGUCUCCUUCAUCUUCGCCACGUUCCUCCUCUUCCUCGCCAUCGUGCGGCUGUGCCGCUGCCGCGCUUGCUGCUGCCGGGGUUGCUGCUGCCCAGCUGAGGAGUAUGAGAAGUAUUGCUACAGUGUGCACAUGCUUCCCAGCUCCCACCUCCCACCGGACAUGCUGAAGGUCACUGGUGUGGGGAAACUCACUCAUACCUACUUGUACAGGGCAUCUCUAGGUCUUGGGUCUAGUAACAGCAACAUCCCAAAUGGUAAUGCUGGGAACGUCCCCAGUGGUGCAAGGUUACAAGUGCCAGGACCCAGGUGCAUCCAAGUGCAGCAGGUCCAAAGUGAUCACUUGAAUGCUGUCCUUGUGGAGUUUGUGGCUGUAGCCAUGGCAGGUGUGGGGCAGAGGUAA
Chaetura pelagica (chimney swift) is the source of this 4298-nucleotide messenger RNA. RefSeq names its product protocadherin alpha-C1-like. Lineage: Eukaryota; Metazoa; Chordata; Aves; Apodiformes; Apodidae. Gene Ontology annotation, cellular component: plasma membrane. Gene Ontology annotation, biological process: homophilic cell-cell adhesion. The record is from RefSeq and is a predicted model, not a curated record. Gene Ontology annotation, molecular function: calcium ion binding.